GCUUCCCGGCAAACAAAAAGAGAAAUUCCGAAAAGGAUUAAAAAAACAAGCAUUAAGUGAUUUAAAACCUGAAAUCGUAAAGGCUAUUCAAGUCCUCAGAAAUGGCAAUAACCAGCAAGAAGAUAACAAUAAAAUUGGUUCUCCUGAUAAUUUUCCAUGA
Ambispora gerdemannii is the source of this 160-nucleotide messenger RNA. NCBI's taxonomy places the organism in Eukaryota, Fungi, Glomeromycota, Glomeromycetes, Archaeosporales, Ambisporaceae. The record is from the annotation of a GenBank genome assembly.